Messenger RNA from Panicum hallii, 3918 nucleotides. RefSeq names its product protein KINESIN LIGHT CHAIN-RELATED 1-like. The record is from RefSeq and is a predicted model, not a curated record. The coding region runs from base 332 to 2017 and encodes 561 amino acids. The transcript has 3 exons. Gene Ontology annotation, molecular function: protein binding. Lineage: Eukaryota; Viridiplantae; Streptophyta; Magnoliopsida; Poales; Poaceae.
CACUUCUGUUGGUGUCCAUGGCAUUCCCCGGAGGACGAACUCCAUCCUGCUUGCACUUCUGUUGUCUGUUGGUCUCCAUCACGAGCUCGCGGCAGCAGAGGACCAGGAAACACUGGCCAAGUCCAGUCUCCAGAGCGCGACGGCGACCUCCCCGAGCGCCACCAGCUGCUCCCGCGCGGCGAUUUCCACCCAGCCAGCCUUUGCCUUCUCGGCCGUGCGUUCCUGCCAAUCUGCCGUAUACUCGUCCCGCGCCGGCGUGCCGCGCGUUCGCGAGGCGCCUGAAGAUUUGCUAAAACCCUCCUCCUCCUGCCCAACCGGUAAAACCCCGGCGAUGCGGCGGCUCCCGAAAUCCCUCCUCCUCGCCUGCCUCUCCAGGCCGCUCCGCGUCCGACCCCCGCUCCCACCUCUCCACCCGCCGCCGCCUCCCCACCACGCACGCCCCCGCCGCCUCCCCUUCUCCACGCAAACCCUAACCCGGGCCCCUCCUCCUCCUCCUCCCCCCGAUGCGGCGGCGGCCAAGCCCGCGGGGCUCGCGUUCCUGGAGGCCGCGGAGCUCCACGAGUCCGAGGGCGACCACCGGAAGGCCCUCGACCUCGCCCUCAGGGCGAUCGCCCCGCUGCAGGAUUCCCACGGCGGGUGGUCGCUCCCCGUCGCGCGCGCGCUCCGCCUCGCGGGCGCCGCCGCCUCCCGCGUCGGGCUCGCCGGCGACGGGAUCGAGUCCCUCGGCGCCGCCGCGGAGAUCGUCGACUACCUGGCCCCCGCGCGGCGCGGGGAGCACGAGGUGGCGGCGGUGGGCGCCGCCGUGCACGAGCAGCUGGCGCGCGCGAAGAUGGCCGUGGGGCGGCGGUGGGACGCGGUAGGCGACCUCCGCCGCGCGCUGGAGCUGAGGAGCGGCUGCCUGGAUGAAGGGAGUGCGGAGCUGGGGGACGCCUACAGGGACGUCGCCGAGGCCUACGCUGGCGUGCUAGACUUCGACAAGGCCUUGUCGCUGUGUUUGAAGGCCUUGGGGAUUGCAGAGGCACGAUUUGGUGUGGACUCCACGGAGGUGGCUAAGGUCCGGCGGCUUCUCGCAGUUAUCUAUACCGGGUUAGGUCGCCAUGUGGACGCACUGGAGCAAAUUGAGCUUGCUAAGAUGGUGUAUGAGCCAUUGGGAUUGAAUGUCGAGCUUUCCCAGGUCGAAAUUGAUGGGGCCAAUAUCCGCACUUUGUUGGGGAGAUCUGAGGAGGCUUUGAAUGACCUUAAGAGGGUGAUGAAGCGGGCCGACAAGGUGAGCGAGGAACGUGCACUAGCAUAUGUUACAAUGGCAAAGAUCUUGAGCUCCCAGGAGAGGAUCGGGGACGCAAAACGGUGCUUGGAAAUUGCUCACGGGAUUAUCGACACGAAGGAUUCUGUGAACCCAGGGCGAAUUUCUGAGGCAUAUGCUGAGAUAUCAAUGUUGCACGAGUCAAUGGGAGAAUUUGAAACGUCUUUGAGCUUGAUGAAGAAAACACUUGCAGUUCUUGAGGGUGCCAAGGAUAUGCAGCACGUUGAAGGCAGCAUCUCUGCAAGGAUGGGCUGGAUCCUCCUGCAUACGGGAAGAGUUGCUGAGGCUGUUCCUUAUCUGGAGACUGCAGUUGAUAAGUUGAGGAAUUGCUUUGGGCCGCAGCACUUUGGGUUAGGCUUUACUUAUAAGCAUUUGGGGGAGGCCUAUCUUCAGAUGGACAAACAUGAAUCAGCUGUGAAGUUCCUCACACUUGCAAAGGGUAUUAUUCAUGCUACAUUUGGGCCAACACAUGAGGAUUCCAUUGACAUGAACCAGUCCCUUGCAAACGCGUAUGGACUGAUGGGAAGAUACAAACUUGCUAUGGACUUUCAAGAACAAGUCAUAGAUGCUUACAAAAGCUGUGGCACUGAUUCCUCAGAUGAUCUCAGAGAAGCUUAUAGGCUUCGAGAGCAGCUUAAGAUGAAGGCGAAAGGGUUGCGUCAUGCCGUAUUUCCAGCAAAUUCAUUACCUGUGCUACCUGAACAUAAUGACUAGUGCUUCUCCAUCAAUGUCACAUUUAGAUUAUUUGAUGGUAAUUUGUUAUCGUGCCAGUGUUACCUCCAGCCUUCUAUUUAGUGUCGUUUUCGUUGUUAUAUAUAUUUUGUUACUCUAUAACGUAAUUGGUGAUUUGAACAUGCCAGAAAUCUUGUUUGAGAAAGCUAGUCAAUGAUUAUGCUGUUUGUACCUGAUCAUAGUAUAAUGAAUCAAAUUAUUGACAGUUUUCAUGAGGUGUGGGCAGCGUAGAACUGUAGUCUGUAGGUGGCACCAUGUAUGAAGCGAGGCUUAUAUUCUGCAAUUAUCAAGCCUUCUGACUUCUUUUAUUAAAGAAACAGGAGGUGCAGGCCCUUACUGGAUAUGUUAUAUUAGGAAAUAUAGGUUUGUGCCUACGGUUUUGAUGUUUGCCAUUGCUUUUGUAAUAUCUAGAAUCAUGUCAUCACUGUUUAAAACUUUGUUCCAUUUAUUGUUACUGCCUACCAAUUUUAGUGUUAAAGCUUGUUUGAUUCAAACCACUGAUAAUUGUUUUUUUUAAAGUACACUGGCAAUUGUAUGGCAGUGGCAUAAAGAACAAGGAUGGCAUGAGUCUAAAAUAUUAUAAAACCAACAGUAAAUAUGGAUUUCAUAAUUGACACAGCUAUUUCCUUGAAUGUAUUGAUGUAUGUGGCUCAGUUGAUUACUGAAGGGUGUAUUUGUCUCAGGGCAGCCAACCAAACAGCAUCUCCCAGGACUAGGCAUUUGUUGCUUGCCAAGAUUCUUACUCAACCUUCAACUGGGCCUGACCCUUUUUCAGGAAACAAAAUUGCCUAAAUGUUUGGAAUCUGGUAUAAAUGUUAGGCAACCUGGCAGUUCAUUGCCCAUUGACUUACAUGUUUGAUACAUUUAGAUCUUUCUUUCAGUUUAGUCCCCUGUGGAGAAUGAGGACUCAUAACACAGGCACAAGCUUGAUGAUGCUCAUGGUGAAAAAUUCUCUAAACGCAUCUUUGAGCUUCUAUAUUUGACAUCUGGAUACUUGCAUUAUUAUCUUCCAAUUCUAGACUGCGCGUGCACCACCAAAUCCCCAGGUCCAGAGUUUUCCUCUUCUUUUAAAUAUGGAUGGCUUCUACUUGGGCUAAAUGACGAGCCACUAUCCUGUAAAAGGUCCCCGCACUAACUAUUCUGACGCUGUUUCUAUGGCCAAAUAGUUCGGUCAGUAAAUGCAUGUUUGUCCUUCCUGGGUUUCAGUCUUAUUAUUUGCUUUGUCUAGCAUUACGAGAUUGUUUUAUUGUGCGUAUGCUUUCUGCGAAUCUGCAGGAAGACAUCGAAUAUAUACUGAAGCUUGAUGAAGUUUUAGCGUUUGCAUUGAACUGAUUGAGUCCAUCUUAUGGAAUCUGGUGCCCCCUCCAUCACUAAUCCACUAAGCAUGCUACAGCUAUUAUUUUACAAAUGCAGUUCUAUUGACAGCCUGACGAUAUUGGUUUGGUUGAUUCUGUCAGAUACUGAACCUUACAAAUGGGAGAAGAAUGUAUACUUAUGAGGCCCAUACUGUACUGCAUGAAUUUUAACAAUCGACAGAUAUGUAUUUCUGAGAAGAUCCUGCACGGCGCGGAUGUUAAAUACAGUAAGCUCAAUUUUAUAGCUAUUUUGGAAUCAAGUUGUGGACCACUGCAACAGAAAUUGGUGGAUCUUGAUGUCUUUUUGUCAGGUAGAGCACUGCACAUAUUGUGCUACAACUACUGUUUGAUGAUGUUCAACUUCAGUUUAUUCGUUUGAUAUCAAUUGGAUGUGUAUGUUUGGCAAGUUGGAAGCAUCAAUUCAGUAACUUAAGUGAAGUGGGACCGUGGACAAUUUUUCAUGCAUUCUGCAGUGCAGCUUAUUGUACGAGUGCCAGUGACCCAUUUAUUUAUUUUGUUCGUCAGCAA